This is a messenger RNA of Onychomys torridus (southern grasshopper mouse), 3009 nucleotides long. RefSeq names its product activating transcription factor 2 (gene Atf2). Gene Ontology annotation, molecular function: DNA-binding transcription factor activity, RNA polymerase II-specific; cAMP response element binding. The record is from RefSeq and is a predicted model, not a curated record. NCBI's taxonomy places the organism in Eukaryota, Metazoa, Chordata, Mammalia, Rodentia, Cricetidae. Gene Ontology annotation, biological process: regulation of transcription by RNA polymerase II.
UCAGUCGGGUCUCGCGAGAGAGGACGGAAGCCUGUGGGAGCCCGUGGCCUUUAAAGUGCGAUUCAGCCCUUUCCUCCGGGGCUAGUUUGUAAACACGGCUGGGCUCCGGGCUCCCUGGUGCUUGAAAGGACCAUGAAUUAGAGACCUGGAAAGAGAUACUAGAUGGCAACUUGGGAAGUGCUGCUUGCUUAGCAAAAGCUUAAGGAUUCUUGUCAACAGAGUAAAGCUCAUGGCCCACCAGCUACAAAGGAACAAUUUGUAAUUUCCAGUAUCUUUGCCAUGAAACAGAGGACAUGAUAAGCUGUUUAACUUAAUGAAAUCCAAGUUACAUGUGAAUUCUGCCAGGUAAUACAAGGACCUGUGGAAUAUGAGUGAUGACAAACCCUUUCUAUGCACUGCCCCUGGGUGUGGCCAGCGUUUUACCAACGAGGAUCAUUUGGCUGUCCAUAAACAUAAACAUGAGAUGACACUGAAAUUUGGUCCAGCACGUAAUGACAGUGUCAUUGUGGCUGAUCAGACACCAACACCAACAAGAUUCCUAAAAAACUGUGAAGAAGUGGGUUUGUUUAAUGAGUUGGCAAGUCCGUUUGAGAAUGAAUUCAAGAAGGCUUCAGAGGAUGACAUUAAAAAAAUGCCUCUAGAUUUGUCCCCUCUGGCAACUCCCAUCAUAAGAAGCAAAAUUGAGGAACCUUCUGUUGUAGAAACAACUCACCAGGAUAGCCCUUUACCUCACCCAGAGUCUACUACCAGUGAUGAAAAGGAAGUACCAUUGGCACAAACUGCACAGCCCACAUCAGCUAUCGUUCGUCCAGCAUCAUUACAGGUUCCUAAUGUGCUGCUCACAAGUUCUGACUCAAGUGUAAUUAUUCAACAAGCAGUACCUUCACCAACCUCAAGUACUGUAAUCACCCAGGCACCAUCCUCUAACAGGCCAAUUGUUCCUGUACCAGGCCCAUUUCCUCUUCUAUUACAUCUUCCUAAUGGACAAACCAUGCCCGUUGCUAUUCCUGCAUCAAUUACAAGUUCUAAUGCGCAUGUUCCAGCUGCAGUUCCACUUGUUCGACCAGUCUCCAUGGUGCCUAGUGUUCCAGGAAUUCCAGGCCCUUCCUCCCCUCAGCCAGUCCAAUCAGAGGCAAAAAUGAGAUUAAAAGCUGCUUUAACCCAGCAACACCCUCCAGUUACCAAUGGUGAUACUGUAAAAGGCCGUGGCAGUGGGUUGGGUAGAACUCAGUCUGAAGAAUCUCGUCAGCAGUCCCUACAGCAGCCGGCCACAUCCACGACAGAGACUCCGGCUUCUCCGGCUCACACAACUCCGCAGACCCAAAAUACAAGUGGCCGUCGAAGAAGAGCAGCUAAUGAAGAUCCUGAUGAGAAAAGGAGAAAGUUUCUAGAACGAAAUAGAGCAGCAGCUUCAAGAUGCCGACAAAAAAGGAAAGUCUGGGUUCAGUCCUUAGAGAAGAAAGCAGAAGACUUGAGUUCACUAAAUGGCCAGCUGCAGAGCGAAGUCACCCUGCUGAGAAACGAAGUGGCACAGCUGAAACAGCUGCUUCUGGCUCAUAAAGAUUGCCCUGUAACCGCCAUGCAGAAGAAGUCUGGCUAUCAUGCUGCUGAUAAAGAUGACAGUUCAGAAGACCUCUCCGUGCCAAGCAGCCCACAUACAGAAGCAAUCCAGCACAGCUCUGUCAGCACAUCCAAUGGAGUCAGCUCAACGUCAAAGGCAGAAGCUGUGGCUACUUCAGUCCUCACCCAGAUGGCGGACCAGAGCACGGAGCCUGCGCUUUCCCAGAUGGUCAUGGCUCCUUCCUCCCAGCACAGCCCUCAGGAAGUUGAUUAAAAACCUUCAGUGCGGCAGCUUUAGAUACUGAUUAGUGACUUCAAAGGGAAAUCAAGGAAAGACCAGUUUGCAUUUAUGCGAAAUCUGUGGUUGUAAAUUUUUUUUCUUUCUUUUUUUUUUUUUUCUUUUUUUACUUGAAGUUAUAUUUGGCUCUAGAGUUGGUGUAGUAACAGAUGAUCAGACUGAACAAGCUUUUAGUCUCUGGAAGACUGAUCUUGCUUUUUUUAUAAAUAUUGUUAGAUUUAUUAAUUUUUCUGUGCUCAAUGUGUAAAUUGUAUCAUAAUUCAUUGUGGGUUGUUUGACUUCUGUUUAGUGGUGUUUUAAUAAAUGGGGGUGUCGACUGAAUCACUCUUUCCACCCCCAUUUCUUUGCCCACCCCUUCACCCUGAGCUGUGAUGGUAGUCUUGUUAUCAUUUAUACCAAAGUUCUGCAGAGUCCCUAUUGACUUUGUAAUAUGAACGUAAGGCACUAGGGAAGAAAAGACAGAAAGUUCCUUUUAAUCUGUUUGCCUUUUAUUUUGCACAUUAUGCAAAAGGAAGAAUAUUAGAAACACUUUUUUUUAAGUGAGUAAAAGUAGUAGAACAUUAGUGCUUUGUGCACAUUCAUAGACUAAUCAAAGUCGUUCACUACCCUGCAAUGUUUUUAAGAUUAAGUAGACAAAAAUUUUGGAAUCUUGAGCAUUUCAAAAAAUUGACUUGAUUUUUUAAGUCUUAAAUUCAGUAUUUUAAACCUGUGUUCUUGAGGCUGAAAACUAUGAAAUUAUAUAAUGUAUGAUACAGGGUUGUCAGAUGUCUAGUAAUUUUAAACAUUUGCUCUUGUCAUUUUGGGGUUUGUUUUCUUUUGGUUUCUAUUGUUCAGUGUGGUUUGUUUUGUUUUGGUUUGCAGAUUUCAGGUAACAAAGUGAGAAGUUUAUGCAUAAUGAAGUAUGGUGUGGUUGCCAGAAAAGCCUAAAAUUAUGACUUAGAAAUUUAAGACUGUCCCCUCAUUGUUGUACUUGUACUUGCGAGCUAACUUGUACUUACUCUUGUGAAAGCACUGUCAUCUUUUAGUAGCCAAUUUUGAUAAUGUUUCUCGUGGAAAAAAAUCAGUAUCUAUCUUUAGAACAAUGUAAUUAUAAUGUGGGAAUGUGAGUGAAUGAGUGAGAGAAUGAGUGUGUGCGUGUGCGUGCGUGCGUG